GCACUUAAGCACAUCGAUCCCACCACUCACACAUUAUUGUUCAUAGACCUCUCCAUCGUCAUGGAUAAACUCUGCUUUAACUCCAUCUGCACCGUUGUCUUAAUCUCUCUUAUCACCGUGCCAAACCGUGUUCAUGGCAUCGGCGUCUGCUACGGUCGGGACGGCAACAACCUCCCUUCGCCCUCUGACGUCGUCGCCCUCUACCGCUCCAACGGCAUCUCCAAUAUGCGCAUCUACUCGCCCGCCCAAGAUGCCCUCCAAGCGCUCUCCGGGUCCAACAUCCAGCUCAUCGUCGGGGUCCCCAACGACAACGUCCAAUCCAUCGCCUCCGAUCCCUCCGCUGCCGCCUCCUGGGUCCAGAGCAACAUCGUCGCCUUCCCCGGCGUCGCCUUCAGCUACGUCGCCGUCGGCAACGAGCUCAUCCCUGAGAACCUGGGCCUGGCCCAGUUCGUCCUCCCGGCCAUGCAAAACAUCCAGAACGCCAUCAAUGCCGCCGGGCUCCAGAGCAGCAUCCGCGUUUCCACAGCCGUCUCCGCCGCCGUCCUUUCCCAGGCGUCCCCUCCCUCUCAAGGCGCGUUCGGGCCGGACUCUAUGCGUGCGAUAGUGCAGUUCUUGGACUCGAAUGGAGCUCCUCUGCUCUUCAACGUGUAUCCCUACAUCAGCUACAGGGACAACACCGCUCAGAUCUUGCUGGACUACGCUCUGUUCCGGUCUAGCGGAGUGGUGGUGCAGGACGGCCAGUUCGGGUACCAAAACCUCUUCGACGCGAUAGUCGACGCCGCCUACGCGGCGCUGGAGAAGGUCGGGGGAUCGAACGUGAGGAUCGUGGUGUCGGAGAGCGGGUGGCCGUCGGCGGGGGGCUUUGCUGCGUCUACCGACAACGCCAGAACUUAUAACCAGAAUUUGAUCCGACACGUCGGCCAGGGAACGCCGAGGAGGUCUGGAAACGCAAUCGAGACGUACAUAUUCGCCAUGUUCAACGAGAAUCAGAAGCGCGGGGACGAAAUCGAGAGGAAUUUUGGCCUGUUUCGUCCCGACAGGCAGCCGGUUUACCCUAUUUCAUUUAACUGAAAAAAUAGCAUACGCCGAUAUGAAAUAAGCAUUAGGAUUCGAUGCGAUAUGAUUCAUGUAUUAAAGUAUGGAAAUUAAAGGAUGGAAUAAAUGGCUUAAAGUAUGGAAAUUAAAUUAAAGCAUUAGGAUUCAUGUAUUAAUCCUGGUCCACUGCAAAUUAAAGUAUGGAAUAAAUGGCUGCUGCUGGUGCAUCAAUA
Molecule: messenger RNA, 1268 nt
Organism: Zingiber officinale
Lineage: Eukaryota; Viridiplantae; Streptophyta; Magnoliopsida; Zingiberales; Zingiberaceae
Product: glucan endo-1,3-beta-glucosidase-like
Exons: 2
Coding region: 61-1071 (336 amino acids)
Biological process (GO): carbohydrate metabolic process
Cellular component (GO): plasma membrane
Molecular function (GO): hydrolase activity, hydrolyzing O-glycosyl compounds
Source: RefSeq, a predicted model, not a curated record